AUGUGUAGCGGAGCCGAAGGUGGCCCCUGGCCGCUCGGUAAAGAAACCCCUGCUGUGACCGCCGCUGCUAUAGAUCACUACAGACUUCAGCUGUACAAUUACGCUGUCGCUGAACGUCUACGCCUAUAUCCACCUUCCGUCGCGCCAUGCUACGGACCUUAUGGACCUCGUCUCGCGCUCUCUAUGUCUCUACUCCAACAACGCGCGCUCCAACCUGAAGAACCUAAGCCUCAGCACAGCUACAUCGGACUUAUCGCUAUGGCAAUACUGAGCUCCCCAGAACGCAAGCUAGUCCUGUCUGAUAUCUACCAGCACAUUUUGGAUAACUACCCAUACUUCCGCACCCGCGGCCCCGGAUGGAGGAACUCGAUUCGUCACAAUCUCUCGCUUAAUGAUUGUUUUGUAAAAGCCGGAAGAUCUGCGAAUGGAAAGGGUCAUUAUUGGGCGAUACAUCCGGCGAAUAUCGAUGAUUUUCGGAAAGGUGAUUUUAGAAGACGUAAAGCGCAGAGGAAAGUGCGAAAACACAUGGGAUUGGCAGUAGAUGACGAUGGAGAAGAUUCUCCUUCACCGCCUCCACAGUCACCACCACCGACGGCUCUCCCGCUACCAUUCUGGAGCGGAUCUAGAGUCCCGGGAAAUGUACAGGCGAGAAAGAGACAAUUUGAUGUUGCUUCUUUGUUAGCACCGGACGAUGCCCCGAUAAUUAAGUUACGGAGGGACAGUAGUUGUGAAGAAGAAGUAGAAGAGGACAUAGACGUUGUUGCGAGUGAUCAAGAGGACGGAAAAGCUCCGGAAGAUGAUGCUCGGACUCCUUUAGCUCCAACUGCUCAUUACCCCUUGUUGGGAAGCUGGUGGCCUGCUUUAGACCCUGUUCUGUUGCAACAGCUACGAAGACAUACCGCAUCAUCCACAUCAUCUACUCCACCGAGUCCACUAGAACAACAACACCCACCGGAUACUUAAAUCAACUAGGAAUUUUACGAGUGUUAAGACAAUUAUAACCAAAAUGUGAAUAUAGUGACUUGCAGUUAUAUCUGUAGUGUUAACAAAAGCUUUCUUUCCUAUUGAAUUCAGCUUUGAAGAGUUUCUUUUAGAUUGUAAUUACGUGAAGUGUUAAAUUUAAGCUCAAAGAUGUUACGACUGUAAAUAUAAAUAGAAAUAUUAAAUAAUAUGUGAAUAGAAAAUAUUAAGUAUUAACAAAAUAUUAUGUUUGUCUGGUACAUAUUUCCAAAUAGUUUUCCGAUUCAUAAGUUCACGGCCCUUUUGACAAGAAAAUUGUGAUUAUUUUGUCCACCUGUAGGUAAUUAGUUUAAACAUGAGAAAUCUGAUAUUGUAAAUAUAAUGUAAGCAAUUUAUCUUGUUGUUGUACAGUAAAAUUUUUGUUAUUAAAUCUAAGUUUAGAAUACUUAAUGAACGAAUAAAUUGAGUUCGAAA
Messenger RNA from Leptidea sinapis, 1434 nucleotides. It is a transcript of the gene fd102C, whose product is annotated as forkhead box protein unc-130. The coding region runs from base 1 to 963 and encodes 320 amino acids. Gene Ontology annotation, molecular function: DNA-binding transcription factor activity, RNA polymerase II-specific; RNA polymerase II cis-regulatory region sequence-specific DNA binding. NCBI's taxonomy places the organism in Eukaryota, Metazoa, Arthropoda, Insecta, Lepidoptera, Pieridae. The record is from RefSeq and is a predicted model, not a curated record. The transcript has a single exon. Gene Ontology annotation, biological process: cell differentiation; anatomical structure morphogenesis; regulation of transcription by RNA polymerase II.